Molecule: messenger RNA, 2826 nt
Organism: Cryptococcus deneoformans JEC21
Lineage: Eukaryota; Fungi; Basidiomycota; Tremellomycetes; Tremellales; Cryptococcaceae
Product: metallopeptidase, putative
Exons: 3
Coding region: 128-2599 (823 amino acids)
Biological process (GO): peptide metabolic process
Cellular component (GO): mitochondrion
Molecular function (GO): metalloendopeptidase activity
Source: RefSeq, a predicted model, not a curated record
AUUCUACAAACCUCUCUCUCUCCUUUUUCCUCGCCAUUUCCUCUACUCCUUUAUCUUUUCCACGUACUUACACGAACAUACACGGCCUGUCUUCAUUUCCAAGUGCAAUAAUCGCACUGGGUGGACGAUGCGGCGGCUACAACAGUCUCUUCGUCGGCGUUCGGCGCGGCGUUGCCCUUUCAUUUUGAUUCCACAUCGUCUUCUCACGACCUCCUAUGCCAGUUACAAACCAGCUCCUCAGGCAACCUUGGAGAUUGAAGAUACCAAUUCUCCAACAUUCCUCCUUAAGACAUCCCCCAUACAGCUGCCGGCUCGAGCUACAUCCGAUGACUCUGCCAUUAAAGCUCAUUUCGAUCUUCCUCAUUCAAUAUUUGGUGAUAUGGUUGGUGUGAGAAGAGAACAUGUGAAAGGCUUAUUUCAUUAUGAUUCUCUAACACAACCGGAAUCGUUAAUGCGCCUGACAGAUCGUACUCUGAUUCAGGCCUCAGCGAUCGUCCAACGCAUCGUCGUGGCUCCCCAGGAUCCCACUGGUCGAGAACUAAGGCUUGUGGUGAAGAACCUAGAUAGGCUGAGCGAUAUACUUUGCGGAGUGAUUGAUAUGUGCGAACUCAUUCGGAAUGUCCAUCCCCACCAAGACUGGGUGAAUCAGAGCGAUCGGACCCACCAGAUACUAUGUAGCUUCAUGAACGAGCUCAAUGCAACCCGGGGUCUUUACGAGUCACUUGCAAAGGCGAUUGCGCAUCCUUUCAAUGACCCAUUGACUACUUCAGAGCUUAGGGUUGCCCGUAUUUUCCUCACAGAUUUCGAGCGAUCAGGUAUACAUCUUCCGCCCUCUGUUCGCGAAAGGUUUGUGAAGCACUCGGACGCUUUACUCUUCCUCGGUCGUUCCUUCCUCUCUUCCGCAUCAUCGGGCCCAUCCACAGUUCCCCAUAUAGAAAUCCCCGAUCCUCAUCGCUUACUUACGGGACUGGGUCGCCAGUUUGUUGAUUCAUUACCACGAACAGGUCGAAAUGGACAGGCUGUUAUCGAACCUGGAAGCUGGGAGGCACAAAUGAUCCUGAGGUACGCAAGAGAGGGCCGGGCGCGAGAGCUGGUGUACGUCGGCGGAAUGAGGGCCGACAAAAAGAGAAUUAGCGUGCUGGAAGCGAUGUUGAAGGAAAGAGCUGAACUAGCCAGCGUCCUUGGGAAGAACAAUUGGGCGGAGGUUGUUCUAGUCGAUAAGAUGACAAAAACACCGGAAAAUGUGAUGCGCUUCUUGACCUCCCUCGCUCAGCACCAUCAACCCGUUGCUAGAGCAGAAGUGGAUAUGUUAAGAAGAAUGAAAGCUACUGCUCUGACUGGAAAUUACUUUGACCCACGAAAUUCUCGGACACGACAUCUUCCCCUGUUCCAUGCCUGGGAUAGGGAUUAUUAUAGCGACAAGUACCUUACAUCCCUCAUUCCUACAGGUUCGCCGCCUUCUAUUUCUCCUUAUCUUUCAACUGGCACAGUGAUGUCAGGCCUUUCCCGCAUCUUCUCAAGACUUUACGGUAUCUCCUUCAAACCAGCUGUCGUCUCACCUGGAGAAGUUUGGCAUCCUUCUGUCCGGCGGCUGGAUGUAGUGCACGAAGAAGAAGGGCUCAUUGGUGUCAUAUAUUGUGACUUUUUUUCUCGCAUUGGAAAAUCUUCUGGAGCAGCCCAUUACACUGUGAGAUGCUCAAGAAGGGUGGAUGAUGACGAUAUAGAUGGUGAUGGGUUACCAGAAGACUGGGAUAAACCAUAUGGCCCUGGAUUAGAAGCUGAUAAGGAGUCUUUAUCAGGCAAGCCAGGAAAAUACCAACUGCCUAUCAUCGCAUUGUCAAUGGAUGUCGGUACAGUGAAUGAAGGAAGACCUGCGCUCUUGAAUUGGCAGGAAUUGGAGACUUUGUUUCAUGAAAUGGGACAUGCAAUCCAUUCCAUGAUUGGUCGGACAGAGUACCACAAUGUUUCUGGAACAAGAUGUGCCACGGAUUUUGUGGAGCUUCCUUCAAUACUGAUGGAGCAUUUUGUUUCAUCACCAGAAGUCCUCAGCACUUUGGCGUUCCAUCAUGCCACCGGCGAACCUCUACCUAUCCCCGUUAUCGAGGCCCAUCUAGCUCUCAAUCAGUCCCUAAGCGCCCUCGAGACUCAUGGACAGAUCGCAAUGGCUCUUUUGGAUCAGAAAUAUCAUACGCUACGUCAUGGACAGGAUUCUUUUGAUUCUACUGCUAUUUGGUUCCAACUUCAGCAAGAAAUAGGAGUCAUCCAACCAGUGCCCGGAACAGCUUGGCAAAUGCAGUUUGGUCAUCUGUACGGAUAUGGAGCGACGUAUUACUCUUAUCUAUUUGACCGCGCCAUUGCGGGUAAGAUAUGGUCCACCUUGUUUCAUCGCUCGGGGACCUCCCAAGCUUAUGACCGAAAGGCUGAAGGAAUACUGAGUAGGGAGGGAGGAGAAUUGUUAAAAGAGAAAGUCCUAAAAUGGGGUGGAGGUAGGGAUCCAUGGGAGAUGGUAGGCGACGUGAUUGGGGGCGUAGAAGGUGAUGAGUUAAGUAAAGGAGAUGAGAGGGCAUUGGCACUGGUUGGAAGCUGGAGUGUCGUAUGACAAGAAGCAGGAAACUGUCAGAUUCCUUGCUAAAUGGGUUUACGUAGCUUGCAGCCGUCAACAAGCACAAUAUAGUGCACUUGUAGCAUAGAAUGCCAGAACUUAGAUCUACCUGGACUUUUGUCGCAUGCUCGUAGAGCUAUUUUUGAUAUGUAGCGUUAUAGUUCUUUACCAGGCAGUAGCAUACUGUGCCUACUUCAUUCAUUAUAGACUUUUUUCGUUGUGAU